AAUAAGCAUUAAUUGAAAAAGUUCAAAGUACUACUGUCUACUUAACUUUUCACUAAACUUUUAAAUUUAAUUAUAGACUAUUUAGUGAAUUUUCACUAAAUUAUUUUAAUUUCUUAACGUAAACAUAUUCAUAUAACAAAAUGCUGCCUCUUUUACGUGCUGCUGCCGGCUUCACUCCCGCCAUGCGGAUGCUUCAAAAGACAACACGUCUGCAGCAAGUGCGUAAUUUAAAUUUGCUCGAGUGCAACAGCAAGGAACUGCUGCAAAAAUAUGGUGUCGCUAUACAAGAGUUCAAAGUAUUGGAAAAUGCACCCAACGAUGCGCAGUUAAUAAACGAGUUUGAUUGCCCGGAGUAUGUCGUUAAGGCACAGAUACUGGCAGGCGGUCGCGGUAAGGGUGUUUUCGAUAAUGGAUUCAAAGGAGGCGUACAUCUCACAAAGAAGAAGGAUGAAGUUCUCUCGCUUACCAAUCAAAUGAUUGGCCAUCGUCUCAUCACCAAGCAAACACCAAAAUCAGGAAUAUUGGUUAAAAAGGUAAUGGUGGCACGCAGCGUAAAUAUCACACGUGAAACAUAUCUAUCAAUUGUGUUGGAUCGAGAGCACAAUGGACCAGUACUUAUUGCCUCGCCUGCUGGUGGUAUGGAUAUCGAAGCGGUCGCCGAAAAAACACCAGAGAAAAUCAAGACUGUACCCUUAGAUCUAGACAAACCAAUACCACAGAACACACUCAUCGAAAUCGCGAAAUUCCUCGAGUUCAAAGGACAAUGCGUAGAACGCGCUGCUAGUGAAAUACAAAAACUCUUCGACCUCUUUAAAGCCGUCGAUGCCACACAAAUUGAGAUCAACCCCUUAGCUGAAACGGAUACUAACGAAGUAAUCGCCGUUGAUGCUAAAUUAAAUUUUGAUGACAACGCCGAGUAUCGGCAAAAAGAUAUUUUUGCUAUGCACACUGCCGAAGAGGACACAGAUCCACGUGAAGUAGAAGCAGCCAAAAAUAAUCUCAAUUAUGUAGCUAUGGAUGGAAAUAUUGGUUGUCUGGUGAAUGGCGCUGGUCUCGCCAUGGCCACAAUGGAUAUAAUUAAGUUGAAUGGCGGUGAGCCAGCGAAUUUCCUCGAUGUGGGCGGUGGCGUCAAGGAGAGUCAAGUUUUGAAAGCCUUCCAAAUAGUCACAUCCGAUACCAAAGUAAAAGCUAUACUUGUGAAUGUCUUUGGUGGUAUUGUGAAUUGUGCCACCAUUGCUAAUGGUGUUGUUGCUGCUUCCAAAACCCUUGAUCUGAAAGUACCGCUCAUUGUGCGUUUGGAAGGUACAAAUGUGGAUGAGGCCAGAAAAAUUCUAAAAGAUUCUGGGCUGGCUAUACAAACAGCGGUGGAUUUGGAUGACGCAGCGCAUAAAGCUGUGGCGGCAUUACAUUGAAGUUCCUAGGAGCAGUUCGCUUAACUUUGGUUGACUGUAAAUUUCGCAUUUUAAUACAACAUUUCUAAAGUCUUGAAGCUAAUUUCUCAGACAGGCAUUUCUCCACCAACAACAACAAAGUCGAAUGGUCACAGUUUGUUUUCAUUAUACAUAUGUAUGUAUGUAUAUAGAAUGUUUGUGGUAGUUUUCAAAUUGAAUGUUACUAGGAAAUUGUUAAUAAAUAGAGAUAUA
Molecule: messenger RNA, 1643 nt
Organism: Bactrocera latifrons
Lineage: Eukaryota; Metazoa; Arthropoda; Insecta; Diptera; Tephritidae
Gene: ScsbetaG
Product: succinate--CoA ligase [GDP-forming] subunit beta, mitochondrial
Exons: 4
Coding region: 141-1412 (423 amino acids)
Biological process (GO): succinyl-CoA metabolic process; tricarboxylic acid cycle
Cellular component (GO): succinate-CoA ligase complex; mitochondrion
Molecular function (GO): succinate-CoA ligase (GDP-forming) activity; ATP binding; metal ion binding
Source: RefSeq, a predicted model, not a curated record